Dovyalis caffra is the source of this 1824-nucleotide messenger RNA. Lineage: Eukaryota; Viridiplantae; Streptophyta; Magnoliopsida; Malpighiales; Salicaceae. The record is from the annotation of a GenBank genome assembly.
AUGGGUGGUGGUGGUGAUGGUGGUAGCGGUGGUAGAGUUCAAGUGAUUGAUAGUAGAGGGUGUUCAAGGUUGUUUGUGGGGAUAUCAGCUUCAGUGUCUUCUUUUAGAGGGUUGCAAUCUUUUGAGCCAAUGUCUCCUACUGCUUCCUCUGUUGGGUCUGGGCCUGUCGCGGUUAGAUCACAUGGUCCCUUUACUGGUCUUGUUAUUUGUGUUACUGGUCUAUCUAAAGCUAAACAAGUAGGUGUUCAGGUUUGGAAUUCUUCUUACGCAGAAGCAAGGAAACAAGUCAUGGAAGCAGCAGAGAGAUUAGGUGAUGCCAUGAUUCUGUGGAACCUUAACAUUGGUUACAGCUUUUGUGGACGUAAAUUCGAGCAUGCUUUGAAGCAUGGACCAAAAAAUGGUCUCGUUGUUGUAACGCUUGGAUGGUUUGUGGACAGUGUCAGGAGGAAUGUGAGGUUGAGUGAAUCACUCUAUAGUGUCAAGGGUGUUGGAGAUAACGGUGCACGCUUAGAUGAAUUGAAUCGGCUUGUUGGUUUUACUGGUGCUGAAAAUUUUUGCCUUCCUGUUGGUAUUAAUGAUGCUAAGCAAUUCAACAAGAGUGAAGGACUCCAUCAACUAUCUUCUGGAAGAAGUCCUAUCAAAAGUAUUGGCUCGAACCUGUCUGGCAAUUCCAUAUAUGUUGAUUCAGGCAUUUCAGAUGAACUGCAAAGUAAGGUUUAUGAGGCAGCUACAAGAGAAGGUGCCAAGGUCUUAGAUCAAUGGUUUGUUGGUUGCAGUGCAACUCAUGUAGUGUGUGAAGGGGCUUCUAUCCAAAAAUACCUCGGCCAUUCUAGUAACCUUGUUACUCCACUGUGGGUUCUAAAAACCAUGAAGGAGAAGCAUGUGCAGAGGCUUGUUCAUGUGUCUGCUGAUUUGGCCAGACAAAUUAGUGUGAUGCUGGAGAAUUUUCAGAAUCGCAUUACAGACCAGGAAAUGGACAGAAGAAAUAUUCCUCAAGAUCCACAGUAUUUGAGAAGUAAAGCAAGUCACGAAGAGAGGCUACAAAUUGUGACUGUUGCUAAGAAUGGGGUUAGAAAUCGCCGUAGUCGUCGUAUGCAGACCUGUCAAACCCCAAUACGUCCAAUAACCCCAAGCAGCCUUCUGGAUUCGAUCUGCUGGUCAAUAUCUGAGCCAACUUCAACUGCUUCAAUUUACACAGACACUUUAAGCAGCGACGAUGUUAGUGAACACCAUACAUCUGUAUUUUUUGAUGCAAAAGGGGACACCAGGGACUCAGAAGCUUCAUUCACAAACUUAACCCGGACGCUUACGGAGAGUGAGAAAACCGAGUUGAUAUUUAAGAACCACUUUCUGACUAUACUUUUUCCAGUUGACCGAUUUUCUGAAAUGGGGCCAUCUUCAAGAACGUUUUUCAGUGAAAACGGUUUUACAUGUUUGGAGGUGUUAGAUCAUAUAUAUGCAUUUUAUCAGGAGAAUAUGUCAGCUCAAGAAAUAGAAGCUGCUAUUCACACUGAUUCUAGACAUGCUGACCGGCUUCGAUUGGUGUACUCCAGCAAAGAAACGCUGGUGCAUGGUUAUGUGAUUUUUAAACGGAUUAAUUUCUUAGGGAGCCGUAAGAGUUUUGAGAUGCUGAAGCGUGUUAGCGGGGAUAACAACAGUAACAUAACUUUGGAUGCUACUUGCAUUUCUGCUUCAUGCACAAAUCAUGAUCCAACUUCAGUACAACUAGAAACACGUGCAGCUUUGUAUGAUUUAGCUGGAAGACUACAUCGCUCUCUUUUCGUAAAAGAGAUGGGUUUUGAUCCCGUGGCUUUACAAAGCUAG